Molecule: messenger RNA, 934 nt
Organism: Musa acuminata subsp. malaccensis (wild Malaysian banana)
Lineage: Eukaryota; Viridiplantae; Streptophyta; Magnoliopsida; Zingiberales; Musaceae
Source: RefSeq, a predicted model, not a curated record
ACUCAGAACAGGUCUUGAGUGAGAGCUGCAACUCUUACAGGUGGUUGAUGUGCAUCAAAUCCUCACUUGACUCCCUUGGUGACAGCCACCGCUCCUUCGACACCCAAGACGGCAGCUCCUUCAUUGAAGUUGACCCUGAAUGCAUCUCCCUGCGUUGGGCAAUCGAUGCCAAUGGCUUUGGUUUUGAUCUGCCAAGAUCACAGUCUUCAGAUCACAUCCUCUUCUCCAAGGGUCUUCUUCAGUUGCCUGUUCUCGACAAAUCUGAGUCGCUGAGUUCAUCAAGAUCGCUUCUUUCCCUGCCCAACCACUGCCGGAGUAUAUCCUCAUCCUUGAUCUCUUCGACUCUCUUCCAAUCAGCACACUACACACCCUCAUCCAGAAGUCUCGCUUCAAGGAAUGCAAAGUUGAGGCACUGUGCUGGAUGUCUGAAGAAGGUUAUAUGGAGAUACAUGUGCUUUCUGAUGCACUUAUGUGAGAAGGUAAAAGCCUUGAGAUUGACUUCAUCAAGAUCAGAGAAGAGCUGCACGAACUUGGCUGGGAGUUCUCGGAGGACGAGUGAUUCCUGCUCGAGCAGAGAAUGUUGCAACAGCUAUGCUGAUAUAUCAAUCCAUGAUGCAAUUCUUCACUGCAAAAAAUCAAAUGAGCAGGAUAAGUGAUCAGGAUUGUAGAAGAGCAAGGAAGAAAGGAACCAGUUUCUCCAUUUUCAUCAGGGAUGAACUCUCCACAAAGAAUGAGAAAUCAAUUAUAUUUGAUCCAUGCAGUCAAAGAAAGAAAUGACAACCAUAAAAGAAAGAAAGAGAGUCAUCUUCCUACGGUUAACUUCCUCUGUCUCUUGGUUUCAAGAAAGUGUAAUUUCCACUGUUCAGAGAACAAAGAACAGCAAAUGUAUAUUUAUGGGUCUUGUGAAAUGCCACCAUGUAAUAGAUUGCAACCA